Messenger RNA from Drosophila navojoa, 2786 nucleotides. RefSeq lists its product as uncharacterized. Gene Ontology annotation, molecular function: protein binding. Lineage: Eukaryota; Metazoa; Arthropoda; Insecta; Diptera; Drosophilidae. The record is from RefSeq and is a predicted model, not a curated record. Gene Ontology annotation, cellular component: Cul4-RING E3 ubiquitin ligase complex; cytoplasm.
UAGACCGACUACUUGCGCAUCCCUGAGCUAUCGUAGUUCUUGGUGUCAAUCAUUUCCCAUCACCGCUUAAAACAUAAACAAUCGUCUUAAUUUCUGCUGCGUACACAAGAAAAAUUGCAGGUGUUUAAGAUAAAUGCACAUAAUCCACACACUUAAUUUUUAUAAUGGACGUUGAAGCUGAAGAAGUGUGUGGUUCGGACACGGCAACAGCCUGCAAGCGCCAAAAGCGUACCAACUCCAAAGAUGAAGAGGAAUAUGAAAAUGGAGAAGGAGCACCACAACCAGAAACGGCAACUGGAUCAAAAGUGGAUCCCAUUUUGGUUGGCGAUGAGGCAAACGAAAGCAGCACCAGCAAAAACAACAACAAUAAUAAUAAGAAUAAUCAAAUUGAAUUAGAAGAAAGCAGCCAGGAACAGAAGCCGGAUGAGCCAAUGAAAGCAGUCGAGAACUCAGUAAACGCUGCAAUCGACGAAGCUUCAGGCGACGGGGCAGGUGCUGAGCGCAACAGUUCUCGAUCGCAAGAGCUCUCAAUCAAUAACAUGUUGCACAACUCUUCGGAUGAAAUGCCGGCUGCUUCUGAAGUCUCUUGUCCUGAUCCUUCGCUGUCCACCUCGACCAGGCGCAGUGUCGUUGAUGAUGAAGAAGAUGCUUCCGCGAAUACCGAUUCCAAUUCACGUGUAUUUCGUCGAUCAGUUCGACAACGUACUCGCACUUAUCGCCACCCGGAACACUUGUACUCUAGCAGUGACAGCGAUGGUCAGUCUAAUGAAAACAACAACAGCGAGAUUAAUAAUACGGAUGUGGAUAACAAUGGUGGUGAUGAAGUCGCCGAUCAUGAAGCACAUACGGAUGAUGAAUCUCUUUCCCAGGGAGCUCACGAUGACAGUAGUUCGGGAUCAAGCGUUGCCUUUUGGAAUCGCUAUUACACCUCCAGCAAUGAGGAAAACGAUUCCGAUGAUGAAUACGUUGAGACGGUGGCGAAUGUUGCCGAUAAGGCCCAAGUAGAGGCUGCAGUGAAUAAAGUCAUGGGCAAACCGAAGCCCGAAUAUAAUUGGAAUUUUGCCCAGGAGCUGAUGAGAAGGGAGCAUAACCUUUUCAAUCGCAUCGAUUGGCGUGGUGGACAAACCUCAUCGCAGAGCUUUGGCCAGGGAUACUACGCAACCAGACAGGUGGUUGAGCGAAUGAAAUUAUUGGAUUCCUUGAACUUGCAUCGUUGCUGUGUCAACUGUUUGAGCUUCAACCGCACGGGAGACUUGAUUUGCUCGGGCUCCGAUGAUCUGUGCAUCAUUAUUUGGGACUGGGCAAAGGGCAAAGCUCGCCACAACUUCAAAUCGGGCCAUAGUUUGAAUAUAUUCCAAACCAAAUUCAUUGAUAGCAUCGGCUGCCUAGACAUCGUCUCCUCCAGCCGUGAUGGUCAAGUGAGACGCGCUGUAAUCCCACCAUCCGGCAGCAGCACCACCAAAACCACCCGUCUCUAUAACCACAGUGAUGCUGUGCAUAAGUUGGUUAUCGUUCCACAGAGCCGUCAUGAAAUCAUGAGCGCUGGAGAGGAUGCUGCAGUAAAACACUUUGAUCUGCGCAGCAAUGAGUGCUCGACCAUGCUGCGCUGCGUCUCCAGGGAGGACAAGAGACGUGUACGCCUCUUCAGCAUUGCUCAUCAUCCCUAUAUGCCAGAGUUUUGUGUUAGCGGAUCCGAUGACAAGCUGCGCGUCUAUGACAAACGCAACCUGAGCUCCAAUGCUGUGCACGAAAUGACGCCCAAGGACUUGAAAGAUGUAAAGAUCACGCAGAUUACCUGCGCUGUUUAUAAUCAUAGCGGCAGUGAGAUACUGGCUUCCUACAGCGAUGCCGGCAUCUAUCUCUAUGACAGUCGCAAUUAUAAGGAAGGCGAAUAUCUCCACAACUAUGAGGGACACAUCAAUAGCCGCACCAUUAAGGGUGUCAACUUCUUUGGCCCACACUCCGAAUAUAUCAUCAGUGGCAGUGAUUGUGGCAACAUUUUCUUCUGGGACAAAAACACCGAAGCAGUGAUGAAUUUUGUAAAAGGCGAUCAUGCUGGCGUAGUCAAUUGUCUGGAGCAGCAUCCCUGGAUGCCAGUGCUGGCGACAUCUGGACUAGAUCACAAUGUCAAGAUUUGGGCACCAAGUGGUCAACCAGAAGCAGAGGUGCCUCGCACGGAUGCUUUGAAGGAAACGUUGCAGCGUAACUUCAAACGCAGCAUUUUGGAUGUAGGCGACUUUGAUAUCAACCAGAUACAUUAUUUCAUAAGACAGCUUAUAGAACCAAGGCGGCGCAAUGCUCUUGCUGUACAGAUUCCACGGAAUCGUAAUCAAGUCAGCAGUAGCAGUAACAGUAACAGUAGCAGCAGCAGCAGCAGCCAUAUCAGCUUGAAUCCUAGAAAUAUAGCAACUGAACAGCAGGAGCAGCAGCGACGUCGACGUGGCAGUCAACCGAAUAGCUCUGAUGAGGGUCAUGCCGAUGUUUUGGGCUGCCGCUCCCAAUGAGAGAACAAUAAUAUACCAUCAUGAUCACUAUCAUCAUUAUUAGCAGUAGCAGUAGAAGCAGCAACAUUGUCAUUAAUCCAAAGUCUACACUACGUAUUUUCUUGACUUGUUUCCUGGGGCUUCUAAAGUCCCGGUGAGCAAGCAAAUGCAUGUGUUUUUUCUCCUUCUUAUAUUUUCGUGUUGGCUCUACGUCUUAUUCUUGUUUAAAGCGUUUCAAAUGCAGUGAAUAUAUAUAUUUAUAUAUGUAUAUUAUACGAAUAAGAACGCGCAUAUUCUAAUUUC